This is a messenger RNA of Pelobates fuscus (common spadefoot toad), 2259 nucleotides long. RefSeq names its product phospholipase A2 group VII (gene PLA2G7). The coding region runs from base 357 to 1682 and encodes 441 amino acids. The transcript has 13 exons. Gene Ontology annotation, molecular function: 1-alkyl-2-acetylglycerophosphocholine esterase activity. Lineage: Eukaryota; Metazoa; Chordata; Amphibia; Anura; Pelobatidae. The record is from RefSeq and is a predicted model, not a curated record.
CCCCUCCCCUGUGACACAUUGUAAGCAUUGUCCCAAUCAGCUGUCACACCAGGCACAGUGCAACUGUACAGGCAGCAGGCAGGAACUGCAGAGGGACAGCUAAAGAGCUCCAGUGGCAGAUGGAAGAGCUGCACCCACCCCUUCCCCCUGCACAGUGCAGGGUCUGCAUUGUACAGACCGCCCUCGCUGCCUGAAGGAGGACAUCCCCUUCCCCUAGCACCCAGGCAGGCUGCCUGCCGAGAGCCCCCCUUGGACAAAUCAAAAUCACUGAAGACAUUCCCCCAGCACAAUAAACGAGACAAAAAGACAAACCGUAUUGAUGACAGCACUGCCAUCAAACAGAGCCACGAGUUGACAUGACUCGUGUAACCAAGGGCUGUUCACAAGGCUUGCUCAGUCUAAAGCGAAUCCUGCGCUGGGGAGAGAAAACGGUCCGCCCUGCCGGCUGCUGUGUACCCAGGAAUUCUAAAUCGCCAGCGAGGAUGGGGAGUUCGAGCAGCGUCCAGUUCUGUGGAAUUCCCAACGGGAAAGGGCCGCACACGGUCGGCUGUACUGACCUUAUGAGUGAUCAUACCAUUCAGGGUACGUUUCUGCGUCUCUUCUACCCUUGCUCAAACAGUGGAGAACAUGAGGAUGCAGUAUGGAUUCCCAAAAACCAGUACUAUCUAGGUCUUGCGGACACCCUCAAAUUAAACCGCACUGUGGGCGACUUUAUCUUUAGUCACUAUUUUGGUUCUGUAAAAUGUCCUGCGAGAUUGAACGCACCUUUCAAGCCAGGGGAGAAGUACCCUCUGAUUAUAUUCUCACACGGCCUCGGCGCUUUCAGGACCCUGUACUCGUCCAUCUGCAUUGGCCUGGCAUCACAAGGCUUCAUAGUUGCUGCCGUUGAACACAGAGAUGAAUCGGCUUCUGCGACGUAUUACUUGAAAGAGAAAUCCUCCAGUGAGCCAUGUGAGGAGAACUGCAACGAGCUGGAAGAAGUGUGGCUGUAUAAUAAGAGUCCCAAACCAGGGACCGAUGAAUUCCCACUCCGAUUUGAGCAGGUCCAGACGAGAGCAGAUGAAUGUUUAAGAGCGCUGGAUCUCAUGCUAGAUAUAAAUGCCGGGAAACCAGUAACAAACGCGAUACAAUCCAAUUUUGACUGGCUUUUAUUGAAGGAUUCUCUUGAUGUCAAAAGCAUUGCGGCCGUUGGACACUCAUUUGGAGCUGCCACAGCAAUCAGGGCCCUUGGCAGAGAUUCCCGAUUCAGGUGUGGAAUAGCACUAGACUCAUGGAUGUUUCCGUUAAGGGAGGAGAUAUUUUCUGCCAUCAACCAGCCGGUAUUAUUUAUCAAUUCUGAAAAGUUCCAGUGGGUGGAAAAUGUAUUAUUAAUGAAAAAAAUGGACUCCACUCGCGUGGAGAGGAAGAUGAUCACAAUCAAGGGCACCGUACAUCAGAGUUUUCCAGAUUUCACCUUCUUGACUGGCAAAUUGUUGGGAAAAAUUUUCAAGUUAAAGGGAGACAUUGAUCCAUACACGGGAAUGGACAUUAUUAUUAAUGUGACAUUAGCGUUUCUGCAGAGACAUCUGGGUCUCCAGAAAGACUUUAAUCGGUGGGAUUCUCUUAUAGAAGGAGAGGGAGAAUUUGUCAUUCCUGGAACGAACCUUUCUCUACCUCUACAAAAACCUCAAAACGUCAAGUGAUACACUUCAAGAACUUCCUAUGUGAAAUAUUUUCAUACUUUGCCAUCGUGAACAUCUGCUCCCAGCCAAAGCAGGUGAACCAAUACCUCAAACAGGAUCUACUUAUUGAUACUGGUUAUCACAAACUACCGAUCAUCUACCAGAUCUGGAGUCCUGCUUGGCCACCUAGGUUGUAGAGAAAGGACAGCUGAGAGACCUUCUGGAAAAACACUUCUUAUGGAUGAUUUCCUGCUGGGGAGCAAGAUACCAAUCGAUUCUUUAAAAUCUUUCCUGUGAUUAUACUUUAUUUAUUUCAACUUGAAUGAUGUGGAAAGCAAUUUACAAGCAGUAACUAUUGCAAGGUGACAUUGUGUGUACAGAAUACAGACUUUCUGGCAGAAGGAGACAGACAUUAUCAAGUAUGGUAUAUUUUGGGUGACAGAAUGGUGCAAACUUAAAAUCCUUGACUUUUUCUGAUGAUGUAAACCGAAUUGUAUCUUUUUUUUCGUACUUUAUAAUUUUUAUGAUUCAAAUGUAACUACAAACUCCUGUGGUAUUAGUAUGUUCUUUUUUUUAAAUGGUGUACUAAUUUAUAUAG